Messenger RNA from Eriocheir sinensis (Chinese mitten crab), 2625 nucleotides. It is a transcript of the gene wbl, whose product is annotated as endoplasmic reticulum resident protein 29-like. The record is from RefSeq and is a predicted model, not a curated record. The transcript has 2 exons. Gene Ontology annotation, cellular component: endoplasmic reticulum; endoplasmic reticulum lumen. Bases 164 to 901 code for a protein of 245 amino acids. Gene Ontology annotation, biological process: protein secretion. Lineage: Eukaryota; Metazoa; Arthropoda; Malacostraca; Decapoda; Varunidae.
CACACACACACACACACACUGCAGACGACACACCGCGGGGCCAGUAACCUCUCCACCUCGCCCAUAUUUCCACCCUCCACUCCCCUCCAAGGCCUCCACCCCGCCUUUACUCCACAUAUAUAACCCUUUCAGCCUUUAUUUCACCCUUGUGAAGCGCGUAGCCAUGUGUGAGAGGGCUGUGAUAGGCCUGGUAGUGGUGCUGGCCGUGGUGGGGGCGGCCCGGGCCAUCAACGCGAAGGGCUGCACACCGCUGGACGCCUGGACGUUUGACAAGAUCAUCCCCAAGUUCCAGGCCGCCGUGGUGAAGUUCGACGUGGCGUACCCUUACGGCAAGAAGCACGAGGAGUUCACCAAGCUCUCGGCGGCUGGACGCGGGUCACCGGAGCUGCUGGUGGCGGAAGUCGGGGUCAAGGACUAUGGGGACAUGGAGAACACUGACCUGGCCGAGCGGUUUGGGGUCAAGAAGGAGGACUUUCCGAAGGUCAUGCUGUUCGUGGCGGGGAAGGAGGAGCCGCUGGUGUUUGAGGGCGACUUCAAGGCUGAGGAGAUGAAGAAAUUUAUCCGGCGGAACUCUGGAAUCUACAUUGGACUCGAGGGAUGUUUGGAGACCUUCGAUCGCAUUGUGGAUAAGUUCAUGGUCUCCGAGGACUUCACCGCCAAGAAGCAGCUGUUGAGGGAUGCCGAGGAUGCGUGGGAUGCCCUAAAGAGCCCAUCGGACCGCAAAAUCGCCGAGACAUACGUUAAGGUCAUGCGUAAGGUUCUCGAAAAGGGUCGGGAAUUUGUCAAGCAGGAGAAGACGAGGGUGGAGGGACUGAUGACGGGGAGGAUAACGGAGGAGAAGAAGGAGGAGAUGCAGGGUCGCCUCAACAUCCUAAAAUCCUUCAUUCACGAGGAGUUGUGAGGAUCUGACACCCUAUGCAGCCACCCAGGUGUUUCUAUUCACCUGUAGCUCUUCGUUAACUACUGUUGUUGUUCGGUGUUGUAGUGUUUCUUAGGUGUGUUGUAGGUGUGUUGCUAUCAUUCUCGGCCCAGUUAGUGUGUGUGUGUGUGUGUUGUCCAUGUCAUUCUUCUCAUUUUGUCACGUUUGUAAGACUCACUGAUGUCUCACUCACUCACCGUCACCAGUCUCCUCACACUCAUUGUCACUCAUUCACCCACGUCACGAAUGUCAAAAAUUUGUUUAGUGUGUAAGUUAAAAUUCUUCGCUGUUCAGAUUAACUUGACAAGGCAGCCCAGUAACCACCAAUCAGAUUUGACCUUUCCCAGCAUUCAACAGUGAGAUUUAACCUUUCCUAGCAUCCACUCACAAGAUUUGACCUUUACUGGAAUUAGGAAAGAAAAUUCAACAUUUCCCAGCAUCCACCAGUGAGAAUCAACCCUUCCCAGCAUCCACCAUUGAGAUUUAACCUUUCUCAACAUCCACCAGUGAGAUUUUAACUUUCCCAGCAUCCACCAGUGAGAUUUAACCCUUCCCAGCAUCCACCAGUGAUUUAACUUUUCCCAGCAUCCACCAGUGAGAUUCAACCCUUCCCAGCUUCCACCAGUGAGAUUCAACCCUUCCCAGCAUCCACCAGAGAGAUUCAACCCUUCCCAGCAUCCACCAGUGAGACUUAACCUUUCCCAGCAUCCACCAAUGAGAUUUAACCUUUCCUACCACCAAUGACAUACAGCUUUAGAGAAAAUGGGUGAGACUUGCAUGUGAACUGACCAAUGAGACACACUGAUUAGGGGAAGGGGGCGGGGCUUAUUUGCCAAGUCAGUCUGAACAGUUCCUCCUAGGACAUAUAUUCUGACGAAACUCCCAUAAGGUAGUGAAUAGCUUAGAUACGGAUGCACAACUAUUUCUUGGCUUGGUAAUAAUAGUCAAGAUGUUUAAAUGCCCACACAGUAUGGUGCAGAGUGUUGCCAAGAAUUGUGUCACAGAGGUUGUAAGUGUUGGAAAAGAUGGUGUCAUGUGUUUGGCCCGUACGUUUGCACAAAGAAAAAAGUAAGGGAUGAGUUAUUGUGUGUAAAUGAAUCUUUGCUUAGUGGAAUGAUGGGGUACAGAGGUGGAGAGGCUGUGAGAGGAAUGACCCAAGUGAAAUGACAAAUACAAAAGAUAGAGACUGUAAGAAAAAUGACCAACAGUGGAAUAACUAAAAGCGAAAUGGUUCAAAGUUCAAUUAAAAAAAAAAGGUAGAGAUUGAUGGAUAACGAGGUAGAGGAAUAUAAAAAAUAUGACUAAUUAAAGAUGGAAAGGAAUAACCCACAGUAGAAUGAAUAACAAGACAGCGCACAUAUUGAAGAAAAGACGGUUAUAUAGAAAAAAAUAAGGCCCUCCCUGUCAACACAUAUCUAAAUAGUUACAUAUACUUACAAGUUUAUACAUAACUUAAUGACACUGGGAAAGAGAGAAUAGGAUAUCUUGGGGAAUAAAACAGCCUUACCUCACACUCCAUCACCUUCUGUACCUGUAUCAGUCCUGUGUUAUACGUUGAAGAGAUGAGAGCGUAGUGCAGCCCUGCGCGUGUGUGUGUUGGUAGAUUCUCAAAGUGUAGGGUUCGUACGGUACUGGUGUGGUGGCAAUAUUUUUGUAUAAUUUUUACUGUCGUCGGCAGCUCUUAUUUAUUAAAACCAUGAAGACGG